AUGGACGGAAGAAAAGAUUUGGACAGGCAGCUGGACCCUCCUGCCAUCUUCAGAGCUCCAAGGCCCAGGGGUCCCAAAGGACUGAUCCCACCAUCACAUUUCCAGAGCCGGUCAGCACCUCCCCUAACGGCUCCCGUUGCAGGGCCUUGGAAUGCUACUGCUUUACCUAAUUGGGAGGCAGCUGAACUCAGACGAGAAAAUCAGCGAUUAAAGGACGAACUUCGUAGAUGGGCCCCGACAGGAGAUACGGUCAGCGGGGGCAGAGUGCCAGACAAAACCGAAGAAGCUGGAGCCAGAACCAGGUCCCUGGACAGAGAAGCUGAGCCCUCAAGUGUGCGUCACACAUUGGCCAUGUCCCAACAGGCUGAGAUUAUUUCACACCAGCUUCACGAGAUCCAGAGGCUAGAGGCUGAGCUUGCUUCCCUGCGAGUUGCAACUGCCCAGCAUGAGGCAACAGCAGCCAGUCGAGAAAAUACCCUAUCCCACCUUCACGGGGAGCUGACAGAGCUCAGAAGGCAAAGCCAGCUAGAAUCCGCUGCCUUGAAGGCAGAGCUGGAGGAAGUCAGAGGGAGCAGCAGACUGAAGCUUGAGGCCCUGAAGGAAGAACUAGAGCAGCUGAGGAGCCAGGCUGGCUUAGAAGCAGAUGGCUUGAGAGAGGAACUCAAGUCGGCCAAGGAAAGAUACGUUCAUGAAAUUGGAUUGGCACGGGUCGAGUUGCAGGGGGCACUUGAAGAGGCAAAAGCUGAGCGGAAAAGGCAGGAGGAGAGAGCCCAAGGCUGCCUACAGGCUGUGCUCAAGGAGCACCAGGCUGAGUUGUCUAGACUUUCUGAAGGUCACAAAGUGGAAGUUUCUUCCUUGAAACAUCAAAUGCAAGCACUCCAGAAGGAUCUGGAAGCGCAGCAGAAGGAAGCUGCCCAACUCCGAGAGGAAAGAGAUGUUGUCCAGAAUCAGCUCAGUGUGGUCAAGGCAGAGCUGGCUUCCCAGAAUGCUUUGCUGAUGCAGCUGAAGACCUAUGUUGGGGAGCAGGAGUUAAGGAAGCCCAGUCCGGAGCGGGAGCAGCUGAUCAGUAGAGUUCAGCACCUGGAAGAGGAAAAGGAGGCCCUGAAAGCAACAGCUGAGCUCCUGCAGAUUCGUCUGGCAUCACUCAGUGAUAUCCUGACUCUACAGGAGACAGAGCUUGCCAGGAAGGUCCCCCUCAAGGAUCCUCUUCAAUCUGAGCCAUCUCAGAAACUUCAGUGCCUGCUGAGCCAGUGGCGGGAGAAAGUCUUUUCUCUCUUGGUGCAGCUGAAAUCUCAGGAGCUUUGCCACGUGGACACCACUAGCCUGCUGCAGAGAAAGACUCUUAAUUCAGAAGUGUCACACUCUAAAGAACUGGCACAGAAACUCCAUCAGAGGGUAGAGGCUGGUGAAAAUGCCCUCCGGGGACUGGUGGAGUUGGUCAGCAGGCUACACCAACAACUGAUGGACCAGGAGGAGGCCUGGAAAGCAGCCUUGUCGCGCCUGCUGGGACUGGGAAACAGAAUCUCCUUUGCAGCCAAGAGAGUUGACACCAUCCAAGGACUGGUAUGCCGGAAAAUAGCACUAGCUAAGCUUCAGCAAGGGGAGAAAUCUGGCCCUACUAGAUCGGACCAGGACAGGCUUCAUCCACCUUACGAAGACCUGCAAGCUGAGUUACAGAUGCUGCAUGAGGAGAGGGACCGGCUCUCAAUGGAGCUCAAACGGGGGGCGCAGCUUAUAGAGAAGAAGGUGGCUGAAGUGCAAGACAAAGCAGAGUCUGACCUCAAGGAACUGAGGGAGACGGCCCAGUGCCUGCAGGGAGCUCUAGAGGGGAAGGUGACGAUGGAGCAGGCACUGAGGCAACAGCUGGAGGCCACGGAGAGGCAGCGGGAGGAAGCGCACACGGACUUGCGGAAGGCCGAGGAGGCGGCAGAGAGCCUGAGGCAGGAGCUGGGGCAUUUACGAGAGGAAUACGAGAGAGCCCUGCAGGAGAAGGUGACGGAAGUGGAAACGCAGCUGCACAAGGAUCUGUCAGAAAUGGAAAAAAAGCUCAAUGAAGCACGGCGGGAGCACACGAAGGCAGUGGUUGCCCUACGCCAGGCUGAGCGACAGGCAGCAAGGGACAAAGCACAUAGCGAAGAGCUGGCCAAGCUGCAGGAUGCCGCCACGCGACAGGAAACGGCACGCCUUGAAGCAUGUCUGCAGGAGCUCAAGAGGGACAAGAACCUGCUGAUGGCAACUUUGCGACAGGAGGGGAUGUUAGCGCAGUGUCGGCAGAAUCGGCAGGGGGCAAUCCAAGCCUCAGCAGAAUUGACUGAACAGGGAGCAACUCAGAUGCCAUCUAAAGAAUCCCUCUCUGCUGUGCUGAGUGAUCUGCAGGCCCUGAGUGCAGCCAUCUUGGAUGAAGAGAAGGCUGAAGAAAAGCCCGAUGAAGAUGGAGGCACCAGUGCAGACACCUGAGAGCCACUUACUGAAGGAGGAUUUU
Messenger RNA from Gekko japonicus, 2482 nucleotides. RefSeq names its product coiled-coil alpha-helical rod protein 1 (gene CCHCR1). The transcript is spliced from 16 exons. Gene Ontology annotation, biological process: protein export from nucleus; cell differentiation. The coding region runs from base 1 to 2457 and encodes 818 amino acids. Gene Ontology annotation, cellular component: centriole. The record is from RefSeq and is a predicted model, not a curated record. NCBI's taxonomy places the organism in Eukaryota, Metazoa, Chordata, Lepidosauria, Squamata, Gekkonidae.